This is a messenger RNA of Orycteropus afer afer, 1496 nucleotides long. RefSeq names its product forty-two-three domain containing 1 (gene FYTTD1). Gene Ontology annotation, molecular function: mRNA binding. Lineage: Eukaryota; Metazoa; Chordata; Mammalia; Tubulidentata; Orycteropodidae. The record is from RefSeq and is a predicted model, not a curated record. Gene Ontology annotation, biological process: mRNA export from nucleus.
AGGUGGCAGGCCUCCAUCUGUGGCCUUCUCGCUGACUUGCAGCAUGACGCCAGCCAUGAACCGGUUUGGUACCCGGUUAGUGGGAGCCAGGGCGAACCCAUCGCCAGCUGCGAAAGCCCACAGCAAUGAAAACCUCGACAAAAUCGAUAUGUCUUUGGAUGAUAUUAUCAAAUUGAAUCGAAAGGAAGGAAAGAAGCAGAAUUUUCCAAGACUAAACAGAAGACUCCAGCAAAAUGGCGCCCGGCAAUUCAGGAUGAGAGUACGAUGGGGAAUCCAACAGAAUUCUAGUUUUGGUAAAAAUAGUCUGAGCCGUAGAGGAAGAGUAAUGCCUGGAAAGAGACGUCCUUAUGGAGUUAUCACUGGCCUUGCAGCCAGAAAAGCAACUGGAAUUCAAAAAGGAAUUAGUCCUAUGAAUCGUCCACCUUUAAGUGACAAGAAUAUAGAGCGAUAUUUUCCAGUGUUGAAAAGGAAGGCAAACCUUCUGAGACAAAAUGAAGUGCAGAGAAAACCAGUUGCAGUUCUCAAGAGACCUAACCAGUUAAACAGAAAAAAUAAUAUUCCAGCCAAUUUUACCAGGAGUGGAAGUAAAUUAAGCCAUCAGAAAGACACUCGUCAGGCAACUUUUCUUUUCAGAAGAGGCCUGAAGGUUCAGGCCCAGUUGAACACAGAACAGCUGCUAGACGAUGUAGUAGCAAAGAGAACUCGUCAAUGGCGGACUUCCACCACAAAUGGAGGGAUUUUGACUGUAUCCAUUGACAAUCCUGGAGCAGUUCAAUGCCCAGUAACUCAGAAGCCACGAUUAACUCGUACCUCUGUACCCUCACUCUUGGCAAAACAGGAGCAGUCUGAAGUAAAGAAAGUUCCUAAAGGUGUUCCUCUACAAUUUGACAUAAAUAGUGUUGGAAAACAGACAGGGAUGACUUUGAAUGAGCGUUUUGGGAUCCUGAAAGAACAAAGAGCUACUCUUACGUUCAACAAAGGAGGAAGCCGCUUUGUAACCGUGGGAUAGAUCCCUUGUCAAAGGGACUUUUGAGUGACGACUCUGUCUGAAAAGUUGAAUUGCUUGAAGAGCUUGUCACAGAAAUUCAAGAAACUUUUUAUUUGAAAAUAGUCACAAGGCUAAAUAACUCAUUAUUUUUAUUUUUGAUGGGUUUUUUUAAAAAAAAAAAUGAAAAAGAAAGAAAAACAAACAUGUAUAAAAUAAUACCCUAAAAGAAUAACAGGGAAUAUAUCUAUUCAUAAAGAUUUUAUGGUUGCCCAUGCAGAACAAUUCUCUUUUUGACUUUAUUUCCUCAUGCAGCAGAUGGAAGGCAGAAAGAUAGAAAUUAAUUAUUUUUAUGAUAGUGGUAUUUAGUAUCUUGCCUUCUUUGCCUGUUUUUUAGACUUUGCCAUGGCAAAUCUUGGUCUUCAGAAAUACAAGUAAAUCUCUUUGUUGCUGUCGCUUACCUUUUAAUAGGGUUGAUGUAACAAUUGCAGUUGCCCUUUCUUCAGUGGAG